AUGGCCAUGGAAAACGCACCCAUGAAAAAUUGGGAACUCACUUUGUAUGAAAUGCAACGCAAGCCGCAGGAACCAGUCACUGAUGGUACUAAAAUAGCCGUUAGUCCUCGUAGUCUUCAGUCGGAGCUGAUGUGUCCCAUUUGCCUCGAUAUCCUCAAAGUCACCAUGACUACCAAAGAAUGCCUCCACCGAUUUUGCUCGGACUGCAUUGUCACUGCUUUAAGAAACGGCAAUAAGGAGUGUCCAACGUGCCGAAAAAAACUGGUGUCAAAACGCUCUCUUCGACGUGAUCCCAAUUUUGAUGCACUCAUUGCAAAAAUCUAUCCUGAUCGAGAGGAGUACGAAGCGCAUCAGAAUAGAGUUCUGGCCAAGUUGAAUAAACAACAGUUUAACGGGAGAGCAUCCUUGCACGAAAGUGGUCAAUCACUUCACAGCUCCAAUGAUAUCGAUUCUGCACGGUAUCGAAAUCGACGAUCCACUGGAAAUAAUGGAUUCGCAACGGCCGACUCCGUUAUUAGUGAAGAUGAUGCCGCUUCAAUAACGGGCAGCCUGAAUCAACGAGCGUCGCGAGUCAAUUCAGACGCAGAAAGCGGAACAAUUGAGACCACAUCAGUGGGUGGAGCAAGUUCUGUCGACUUUGGGCACCCACACCAACAGUCCCAUAACCAGCGGACGCGUACUUCCAGUAACAACGCCACUCCCACCUCAACCACCACCGUGAUCCCCGAGGUCGAGUUGAUGCUCCGUCCCUUGCCACCGCAGCAUCGGAGAGGCAUCAUCCCUACCUCCUUCGCUGUCUCCCUUGACGGCACCGGGGUGGAGUGUCAUGGCAACCAGACUAAAUCAGAAGAUGGGGGACACGGCACCGCUGCCUCCAGUCCCCAUGGAACCACCUCCGAAAUGGGCUCGGAGGAAUCACUGUUGGCUCCCGCAGUCAAGUACAUAAAGGUGCCAUCGAACGCCACAGUUGACCACUUGGGAAGGUUCUUGUCGAUUCGUUUUAAUCUGCAACGAGUGCACAAAGAUGUUAUGGAAAAUGACCCGUAUUUCACCCUCUUUUACUAUAAUGAGGCCUCGGGCGAGUAUGUUCACCUACAGCCAAGUAUGACAAUAGAUGAAAUCAGUCGAAAUUACUGGAGUGGACUGAAUAGUCUGAGCCUCUACUACGUCCGAGAACAAUCCCAACACCACCCGUAA
This is a messenger RNA of Echinococcus granulosus, 1197 nucleotides long. Its product is annotated as E3 ubiquitin-protein ligase RING2. Bases 1 to 1197 code for a protein of 398 amino acids. Lineage: Eukaryota; Metazoa; Platyhelminthes; Cestoda; Cyclophyllidea; Taeniidae. The transcript has 5 exons. Gene Ontology annotation, molecular function: ubiquitin protein ligase activity; chromatin binding. Gene Ontology annotation, cellular component: ubiquitin ligase complex; PcG protein complex. The record is from RefSeq and is a predicted model, not a curated record.